Molecule: messenger RNA, 4168 nt
Organism: Carassius gibelio (silver crucian carp)
Lineage: Eukaryota; Metazoa; Chordata; Actinopteri; Cypriniformes; Cyprinidae
Product: ski oncogene
Exons: 7
Coding region: 423-2507 (694 amino acids)
Biological process (GO): negative regulation of BMP signaling pathway
Cellular component (GO): nucleus
Molecular function (GO): DNA-binding transcription factor activity, RNA polymerase II-specific; SMAD binding; RNA polymerase II cis-regulatory region sequence-specific DNA binding
Source: RefSeq, a predicted model, not a curated record
AAGAACUGUUCACGGAACAGCCGGCCCGGGGAGUCAGUCACAUUCUUGGCAGGAAUUCAAUGACUGAACCAGACACAAACAAACAGAGAGAGAGAGAGAGAGAGGGAGGGAGGCUCGCACACUCUCAUAGUAAAGCGGAGGCAACUGCGCCGACGAGCUUUACACAAGACACACAUUUUGCGCGUGAGUUGCACCGGGUCUGUGAAACAGGCGGACUGGAAAUUACAUUUCGUUCAAAACUUUACACUUUAGGGAGGAUUUUCUCGUCGCUGGAAAUUCUGGUUCGAUUUAAGAUUUGAAAAUGAAACAGUUGAAUGGAUUACAAGGCGGUGUUUUACGCUUUCCGAACUGACAUGGACUGUUGCGACUCUUUCUGUUCACAUUCACCGAAUCUGUUGUGAUCAGAUUGCCCGGGUUUAAACAUGGAGGCUGCUUCCAGCUUUCAGCCGCAUCCAGGACUUCAGCAAACUCUCAAGCAGUUUCACUUGAGCUCCAUGAGCUCCCUCGGCGGACCGGCAGCCUUCUCGGCCCGGUGGCAGCAGGACAUGCUGUUCAAGAAGGACGGUAAGAGCGCCGAGGUGAUGGUGAACCUCCCCGCGCAGACACCCCCGGUCAUGCCGGGGCCCCUCUUCAUCCCGUCCGACCGCUCCACCGAGAGGUGCGAGACGGUCCUGGAGCGGGAGACCAUUUCGUGCUUUGUGGUGGGCGGCGAGAAGCGCCUCUGCCUGCCGCAGAUCCUCAACAGCGUCCUGCGAGAUUUUUCUCUCCAGCAGAUCAACUCGGUGUGCGACGACCUCCACAUCUACUGCUCCCGGUGCACGGCGGACCAGCUGGAGAUCCUUAAAGUUAUGGGCAUCCUGCCCUUCUCGGCCCCCUCAUGCGGACUCAUCACCCAGACGGACGCCGAGCGCCUCUGCAAUGCCCUCAUCUACGGCGGCACGUUCCCACCACACGUCGACAAAGAGUUGUCGUGCUCCAUCGAGCUGGAAAGAACGGAGAAGAGCUUUAAAGUUUAUCACGAAUGCUUCGGGAAGUGCAAGGGUCUGUUCGUGCCAGAGCUCUACACGAGCCCCAGCGCGGCGUGCAUACAGUGCUUGGACUGCAGGCUCAUGUAUCCGACGCACAAGUUUGUGGUGCACAGUCAUAAAAGGCUGGAGAACAGAACCUGUCACUGGGGCUUCGACUCGUCCAACUGGAGGGCUUAUAUUCUUUUGGAUCAAGACUAUAGUGACAAAGAGGAGAGCAGCACACUGCAACAGCUCCUCAAUGAGUUAAAAGGAAAAUUUGACCUGGGGAACAAGCACAAGACAUCUUACAAGGCAUACAGUCCCAUUCCCUCCAAAAAGUCCAAACAUGACCGCUCAAUGUCCCCAUCAAUGGAGAAAGCGAAGCAAGCUGAUUGGCUACAGUCUCUGGCUGCAUCUGCAAAUAAGGAUCUUAAGUUCAAGCAGAGACCUUCAGCCUUCAGGCCCUGGUCUCCCAGAGUUCCUCCUGCUGAGCGAGAGACCCCUAGCCACACAUAUGAGAGAUCGCUUGUUAAAGGACAAGACAGCCUGGUAGUCCCAAAUGUAUCUCUUGCCACACUUAAAAAUAAUGAGCAGCCACCGCAACGUUUCUCUCAGCCCACUGAGACCAACAACACAGGCAAGACCGAGAGCUCAAGGCCAAGAAAGAGGUGGUCCUCUGCAGAGAGACAAUCACUGCCCUCUGCAGCAGUCAGACAGCGUCCUCUGGAGAACGAGGACUCGGACGCAGAAAUCAAGUUUGACAACUGUAGCAAAGUUCCUGCCCCCCAUUCCUUGAUGUCCCCUCCCUUUACCUAUGGCAUUGGGGAGAUGAACCUCAACACUUACAGCACUGCAGAGGUGGAUGAUGAGAAGCUGAGACUCGGGACGGCCUCUUGCUCUGAGCUGGAAGUCCUCAAGCAGACACUCUGCAGUGACCUUAGCUCUAAGGAGGCUAGAGAGAAAUUCCUAAAGGAGAUCAUUCGCAUGAGAGUGAAGCAAGAGGAGAAGCUAGCCGCUGCACUCCAAGCCAAACGAAGCCUUCAGCAGGAGCUGGAGUUUGUCAGGGUGACUAAGAAGGGCAGGCUGAGGGAGGCCAUCGAAGCAAAGCGGAGCCUGAGGAAGGAGAUUGAGCGCCUCCGUGUGGAGAGUGAGAAGAAGGUGCGAGACGCCAACGAGUCGUGCGGCAGGCUGAAGAGGGAGCUGGACAGAGAGAGGAAGCUCCAUGUGUGCGAUAAGGGCUGUGAGGCAGGACGUCUGCGGGCCAAGUAUUCCCCACAGAUUGAAGAUCUGCAGACAAAGCUCCAGCAAGCAGAAGUGGACCGCGAGCAGUUAAGAGAGGACCUGCUGAAGGAGCGGGACGCCCGGAAGAACCUGGAGACGGUCGUCAAAGAGCUCCAGGAACAGCUGGGACACAAAGCAGAGAUGGAGGGACACGCCAUCACCAACACACAACCGACUGAGGGAGAGGAGAGAGAAAUGAGAGAGGAAGAUGUAUCUUAAACAUUUCGACUUCUGUGUUUGGUGUAUGGCUGCAGUUGAAGACUUUGAUUUGAGGACAAAAAAAAGUACUGGAGCACAGGAGAAUGGUAAUGAAAAACAAGCAUUUUACAGUGGAUGUUUACCAAAAUGGAAACAGUAACCAUAAAUCAUGAACUCAAGUAACUGGAAAGAAGUUGGGUCGCUCCUCGAGAGGAGGACGCUCAGAGACGGUGGCAUCGCAUGUAACUGACUCUCCUUCAGUUAGCUUCUUUAAGCUAAGCUAAGGAUAUUUUGUUAUAAGCUAUUUAAAAUUUUUGCAAAGAUACUUGAAUAAUAUUUGGGAAACGAACAUGUUUUCUAUUCACAAUACAUUGACAGUAGCAGGUGAACAACCUGCUAGUGCCGCUGAUACUCUGUUAACUAGAAACUGUUACAAGCCAGAGUUCUACAUAGUACACAAGUGUUGUCAUUACAAUAUUCUGCUCGCUUUUAUUUGACCUUUUUUUCACUGUUGUGUUGAAAUCAUUUGCAUGAGCGACAGUGCUAUGGUGCUGCAAGGCUUUAUUAUAAACCUACAUUCAAUUGAGCUUUUUAUCUUAGUAUUUUUAAUUACUAUGUACUUAAAACCCUAUAGUAUUGGCAACGAUCAAUAAGGGCUGAAUCCUACCCUCAGUCCUGAACUACAAUAUCAAGUAUUAUUCUUCACUAAUUACCAGUUUUUGCAGUCCAGAUGAACAUUACAGCACAGGACCUGAUAUAGAUCACUCCAUGCUUAUUGUUUGAUGGUGAAAUGAUUUUAUUAUUUCCCUCGGAAUCACAAUUAUGCUCUAGUGACAAACAUCCAUUUUUAGUCACUGGUUUUAGGGCUCAGUUAAGGUUAAAAAUGCUGUUGAUGAAAAUAACAUUUCUACUUAUAUAAAAAAAAAUAAGGAUAUAUAUUUUUUUACUUUCUACCAAAAAAUAAAUAAAUAAAUAAUUGCACUUUUUAAAAAGAUAGUUGUAUUGUGUAUUUGAAGCCCUCUGUGUUUUUUUUUUUAUACAUUUGUUACAGAUGUGAAUACCACUCAAACAUAAAAAAAUAAAUACAAUUAUGUAAAUAUGAUAGCUCGCUUUACACUUCACUAAAUGUUUUUGCUCCAAACCAAUAGACUGUAUGUAUGAAAUAAUGUAACACAAAAAUGAAUUUCUCCUAUCAUAUUUUCAUCUAGAGGGCAUUUACUGUAUAAAAUCUUUAUGGAAUAUUAACUAAAAAUCUUAGAUCAUUAUAUUUCUGAAUAAAUUUAAUCCCUUUGGAAAUCACUUUAUAUAAUUACCAAAGCAAAGUUUCACAUUCUGAAUUUGUGGUGGAUAGAUCAGAAAUGUGACUGAUAAACUGUAAAGAGGAUUUGUAAUGAUCUUUUAUCUCCAUUACCCCUGUCUUUAAUAAACCUGUAGUAAUACAUAUGCUAAAUUCUCCAUCGCUCUAUUUAUUCUGGGUACAUUUUUACUUCCCCUUCUAUGUAACGAGAUCCAUAUGCUUGCCUAUGUCAGUUUGAACCUUUCUAUGUUUUCAUGCGUCACACUAGAGAUAUGCAUUGUGUUCAGGAUCUUGUCAUAGUCUUGAUUUUUGAUGUGGGUCAUUUUCAUCACUUGUUUUAAUGUUCCCUCACGUAUAAUAACAUCAUUAAACAGAACCAACCAUU